This is a messenger RNA of Pelagomonas calceolata, 1905 nucleotides long. Lineage: Eukaryota; Pelagophyceae; Pelagomonadales; Pelagomonadaceae. The record is from the annotation of a GenBank genome assembly.
CAGGCAGAGCAAUAUUGAGCCAUUUUGAGUGUUCGCCGGCGAGGAGCACCACAGUGCGGCAUAAUUCCAGACCCGCAGCAGUGAUCCGGCACUCUCACGACAGGAAUAAAGCAGCCCGACGGCGCCUCGAACCACUGCAGCAGGACAGGGCAGCCCCAAGCCCUCUGAAACGAUGGCAUCCGCGCCGAAGCGAUGGAUGCUUCUGCUCAUGGUAGCACGCAUGAGGGCACAACCCGGCGGUGGCGGCGACUCCGGUGACGGCCCCGGCGACGGCCCCGGCGACGGCCCCGGCGGCGACGGCAACGACAAACGGUGCCAAUUCAACAUGACCCAGCGCGCAUUUCACUCGCACCGCACGCUCGAAGACAUACUUCUGAGCACGGAGUACGAUGCCAGCUCGAGACCCGAGGUCGCAAGAGAGAAAGACCUGAAGAACAAGCCCACCGCGGUCACCUGGACGCUCGCGACGAAGGGCUUCUCCAUCAGCGAGAAGGCGAACACCGUGACGCUCACGGGCGAGGUCACGGAGUCCUGGGUCGACGAACGAUUAGCGUUCAACUACACGCAGGGCGAUACUUGUCCUAGUGAUUCUCCACCCGUCUGGACCGUCUCGAAGAGUCAUUAUUAUCAGAUCUGGCGGCCCUGGCUCUACAUCUCGAAUCAAGUCUCCACGUCCGAUAUCUCCAACGCCGGCAGUUCGCUCAAGGUCGACGCGGACGGGACAGUGACGUGGACCUACAACACUCUGAUCACGGCGCGCUGCGCUUUGGACUUAAAAAGGAGUCCCUUCGACACACAAACGUGCGGCGUAGACGUCAUGUCCCUCUCGUACGAUGCCUUCGAGAUGGAGAUCAGCGGCGCCGCCUACUCGACGCAGCCCACCUUAGAAUGGAAGAUGCUGGGCGACGCCAAGGUGUCGUCGAACAGUGCGGUCAAGGAGGGUCCCGAUGCCCAAACGACAGGGCCGUCGUACGCCGUGCUAGAAGUACGCUUCGAGUUCAAAAGAAGGAACGGCUACCAAAUCCGGGAGAUAUUCGUGCCGGCGAUCCUAUACCUAUUACUAGCUUAUUGCGGUUUCUGGAUAGACCGGAAUGUGGCACCGGCAAGAGUCGCAAUCUCCGUCAUCCCAGUAUUGAUCACGCGGACGCUCCUGAACUCGGUCUACGCGACAAGCCAAUUGCUGCCCUACGUUAACGUGCUCACGCUCUACCUGAACAUCCUCAGCUAUCUCAAUAUCCUCGCUGUCUGCCAAUAUGCUCUGGUGCAGCGCUGCAUCCAGGACGAGAAGAAGGCGUUGCUACGACUAAAAGGCCUCGCAAAGAUGAGAGAUGUCAUCGACGCGCUCGUCGACGCGACAGAGACAGUUGCGCCGCCGCACGCCAAGACCCCCCCGGACCCAGAGGCGCCCGUGGCGGUCGUGCCCGGAAAGCGCAUCAUCCGGGCACGGAGCGAGCGCUUCGACGCGCUGCUCGCGCAGAAGGGGGUCAACCCCGUCGCCGGCCGCGCCGUCGCCGAGCUCAAACGAAUCUUCGAGCGGGCCGACCGCGACGGGUCCGGAGACAUCGAUAUGCUCGAGUUCUGCAAGGCGCUGCGAGGCUUCGGCAUCUACGACCCGCCCGACGCCGCGCGGCUCGCGCUGUCGUCGAUGCGCCACGCUGCGAAUCAGGACGACGCUACAUCAACGGUAGGUUUCGACGAGUUCGUCGACCUACUCCUCGGCUACGAGAAACAUCGAGUCGCGGAUAUCUUCCCGGGAGAGGAGCUGCGGAACUUUCGGUACCUGCCCGCGUCGCUCCAAUUGGACGUCGCCUGCCGCAUCGCCUUCCUCCCAUUCGCUGGUGUCGUGUUGGCCGUCGCGCUAUCUAUCUUGGACGCGCAGACGGCCGAGUAAUAACAACACAUGUC